Molecule: messenger RNA, 3497 nt
Organism: Mya arenaria
Lineage: Eukaryota; Metazoa; Mollusca; Bivalvia; Myida; Myidae
Exons: 4
Coding region: 177-3284 (1035 amino acids)
Source: RefSeq, a predicted model, not a curated record
UUUGGCAAAGUCAAAUUUAGACAUGGUAACCAUAUAUCGUCAUUCGUAGACUGACAUAAUUGUGUUAAUAACGGAUUGGUUGGAAUUAAAAGGAUAAAAACUGUUGAUAGCCACAACAACAAGAACAAGAAUAUAUUCACAAUUUGUGACGCUAAUCUCAUACUGAAAUACAUGAAAUGGCAAAAAGUUACAUGACACUUAAACAAAAUAUCGAAAGAGAAAACUGGAUUGAAACUUGUUUUGGUUUAGACUUUGUCAGAAAAGCGCUUGUUCCCUUUGUUAUAUCAAAAUUGAAAGAACGGCAUACGCUUGUUCUAAGAAGUGCUGGAACAAAUAAUGCAUGUCAAGGAUGCCACUUAGAUACCUUGCUUUUGAAGCAUAGCAACCCGAGUAAAAAACAAUGCUCAUUAAACAGAAGAAAUUGCCUAUGUACUUCUAAAAGUAGUGGUCGAAAGAGUUGUCCAACAAACUUUUGUUGCUCUAUGUACAAUGCAAUUAUAGACGACCACUUUUAUGGACAACCAGAAUGGAAAAACACCGAAAUGCAACAAUGGGCUGGAGACUAUUGGGCUGUUGGAAAAUGUUACAUCAACAUAAAUAGUUACAAGGAAUGCGGAUCAGCCGAAGAGGUAGACAGCAGCGGUUUGUUACACAUCGUGCUGAACAACAAGUACCUCCGAAGCAUUGUAGAUGGAAGUGGAAGCAUUAACGACUUCAUUACGAUGAGAAACAUCCGAAAUGAAAUUCUGCAUUCACAUGAUAUGAGAGUGGAUGACAAUAGGCGAAUGGACAUACUACAACAUAUGAAAAAUAUAGUUACAUUUUUGAACAGCUUAGACAGUACAUAUGCUUCUGAAUGUGGAUCAUCUCUUCAAAACCUGCAACAGCUCAUGGAUCAUGAUCAUUCGAUCUCAACGCAAGCAGAAGUAAAUAGUCUUCGUCAUAACAUAGAGAUCCUCACGAAUGAAAAUCAGCAUAUCAAACAACAUCUUCUGGAUAAAGCGAUAGAAACACAGAAUAAAAGACUUCAGUAUUUGGUUAAAAAAGAAGAACUAAUAAAAACAAUUGAAGAAGAGUAUGAUCGCUGCUUGACCUCAGUGUCAUUGAUACCAAUGAUAAAGUCGCCAACAAAGAAGGUCGAUGAUGUUUAUGUUGAUCUAGAAAUGUAUGAAGGGAGGGACUCGCUAGAUGACAAAUUUGAACGUGGCUUCAAUAAUAUGGAAAAUGUUCUAUAUGGGAAAGGACAUCGACAUAAACUGAUUUACUUGCUAGGUGAUGCAGGUAUGGGAAAAACCACUUGGUGUAAAAAGGUCAUAAACACUUGGUUGUCUGUUCGUCGAAAAAUUAAAGUCGAGAACGAGGAUGACAAGUCGUGGAGUCCGGACGAAAAAGUAUUACGGCACAUCGACGUACUCCUUCAUGUUUCUUUGAGACAACACAAGGGAAGUAGCAAAGUAUUGGACAUGAUAUUGGGCCAGCCAUUGUUCAAAGAAUACGAAAAACAUGGUGACACAAUUGUGAAUAUACUUAGAGAAGAAGCUGACCGUUGUCUCAUAGUUCUUGAUGGACUGGAUGAAUGGAAUCAUGAAAACGAGGAUAUAUUCCCAGAGCCUGACCAGUUGCACGGUGCCACAGUUAUUGUCACAACGAGGCCUUACAGGAAACUCACGCUUGCCUGUAAAAACGAAUCUAGCAAAAUUGAUAAAAUUGUAAAAAUAAUGGGUGUAGAAAAUGUGCAAGUUCUUGCUGAACGUGUGAUUGAACAGUUGAAAUCAUAUUUCCCAAAACAGGAACAAUGCUCAGAGGAAGACUUUACCUUUCAAGAGUUUCGGAAAAAGGUUGAUGACCUUCCAGAUUUCGAUGUAACCAAAUCUGAAAAAGGCAGUUUCAUGCAGAAUAUUUUGAAAAAUCCGCUCAUGCUUACACUGAUGGUAUGUUUGUGGUACGAUGGGAAUGUUUUGUGCAAUACUGCAACACACGUCAUUGGAUCAAUGAUAGACUGGAUGAUACGAUAUGCUGAAACAUAUUCUGCCUUGUCAAGUAGAGAACAUUCGCGUUUCGAUAUGUCCAAGCUAAAAAGUAACUGGAGAGAAAGCCAAACAUGCUUACCAGAGAGCUUACGAAGCAUGGUUAAUUUUAGAGAUUAUGCUGGACUUAUUGUAAAGCUUUCUCGUCUGGCCUUUAGAUCAUUAUUUAAUAGGAACAAAAAAUCGACGCUUUUCUUUAAAAAAGAGGAUCUGUUUGAUUUUCUCUCUAAAGAAGAAAUUGAUGUUGCAUGCCAUUUAGGAAUCUUAUCUCAGGAUGAAAAAACUGGCAACCCUCUUUAUUCAAAGGUCGAAGUUCAGUUCCCCCAUAAAAUGUUCCACGAGUAUUUAGCUGGAUGCCACAUGAUAUUCGAAAUGCAAGGCGAGUCGAUGACUGAUAUUAAUGUAAUAGGAGAAUAUCUGACUGACCCAUCAUUGCUAUCAAAUAAAGAGAAUGCUUUGCUUUUUGCAGGAAGUAUAGAUCCUAGGACUGGAUUUAAACUGAGCAAACAUUUUUCAAAGUUGGUGCCUGAAGAAACGUACAGGCUUCAUAUUGACUAUAUGAAUGAUUUAUUUCUCAGACAAGUUCAUGUUAUUCAUACUAGCCAUCCCGACAUGCCGAGCCCUGAGUUACCUAUUGUUACGGACAAAAUCUACGUCCCAUCAUCAUUGCAUAAGGGGAAAUGGUGUGAUCUCAAGAGACUUUUCCAUUGCAAUUUUGACAAUAUACAAGAAGUGCAAAUCCAUGUCUCACAAAGAAAUGCGUUUUCACUUUUGGAAGAAAUUCGCAGGCCUUUCAGCUUGACGUUGUUGGGAUUAAACUCUUAUAAUGACUCUAAGAAAGACAAUGAAGCUAAUUUCGAUCCUUUAUGUAUUAAUUGUCGUUACAUAACCGACGUGGUGCUUUCGGGAAUUGAAUUGGAGGCAAGUUCCUGUAAUCCGGCAAGAUUCAGCGAUCGUGAUACGUACAGGGUAGUCUUGAAUGAAGUUAAUAAUCAAACGCUGAAGUUGAAAAAAUUGAAAAAUUUAGAUUUGACCAUCCAAAUUAAAGUCAGCGAAGGCCAAGCGUUGGAAGCGAGCGAUAUAUUUCACACAGUUGUGAUACACGGAUGCGAGAGUUCUUCCGUACUUAUCAUCAUUUUAACGAAGACAGAAGAACCAGAUGAAGUAAAACAGAAAGUGAAAGAUUAUUUUAAUGCAUGUGUGUCCUAUAUAAUGUGUCACGACUGUACAUUUACUGUACGAUUAGAAAACUGCUGACAAAAGUAAAAGUCUCUGACGUUCCAAUGUUUCUGAACACCAUCACAUGAAAGCGAAACAAUCUAAUUGCGAAAUGAUGGUUGCGAUAAAGAAUACUUCAAACAUAAAAAGGGAGUACAACAAGUUUGACUACAAACUCGUUUUCCUUGUGUGUUUUUUUCAAUAGAAGCAUAAUAGCAUGCGAAUAAGGUAAAUAAAAAAAUCGCAAUUUGA